Sorghum bicolor (sorghum) is the source of this 1029-nucleotide messenger RNA. RefSeq names its product E3 ubiquitin-protein ligase SINA-like 5. The transcript has 2 exons. The record is from RefSeq and is a predicted model, not a curated record. Lineage: Eukaryota; Viridiplantae; Streptophyta; Magnoliopsida; Poales; Poaceae. Gene Ontology annotation, molecular function: zinc ion binding. Bases 1 to 1029 code for a protein of 342 amino acids.
AUGGCUGAACAGAGCAAGAGGGGCUCGCAGCUGGAGAACGGCGAGCACGGGCACAACGGCAAGAAGGCGAGGGCGCAGGCCAUGCCCAACGGCGCGAUCAAGCAGGAGCAGCAAGAGAUAGACGAGGCAGCAGAGGAGGAAGAAGAGCAGGAGGAAGGCGAGGUUAGCCAAGGCAGCGGCUCCGGAGCCAUGGAGGAGGCGCAGAUCAAUUUGAGGUUUGGGAUCACCUUGUUCCACUGCCGAUCUUGUCGCCUUCCCCUCAAGCCUCCAACGUUCAAGUGUGCGUACGGGCACGUGAUAUGCGGCAGCUGCUGCAACAGCCACGAGCAGGUGUGCCGCGGCGCCGCCGUCUACUCGCCGUGCGUGGAGGUGGACGCGUUCGUGCGCGGCGCCAAGCAGCCCUGCGCGUACGAGGAGUUCGGGUGCAAGAGCUCCGUGGUCUACUUCGAGGCGGCGGACCACCAGCGCGCAUGCCAGUGGGCGCCUUGCUCGUGCCCGGACCCCGGCUGCGGCUUCUUCAGCUCGCCGGCGAGGCUGGCCAGCCACUUCGCUGGCGCCCACUCCUGGCCCGUCACGGAGGUGAGCUACGGGAAGCCGCUCAGGGUCGCCCUGCCGCCGCCGCGGGGCUGGCACGUGCUGGUUGGCGAGGAGGGCCGGCGCGUGUUCCUAGUGUCCGCGUGCACGCUCGGCGCCGCCGCCGCGGUGUCGCUGGUGUGCGUGAGGGCCAACGGCGACGCGGCGGAGGGGGCGCCUCAGUUCAGGUGCAAGCUCUGGGCGGAGGCCGCCAGCAGCAAGGAGAGCGUGGCGAUGAUGAUGUCCAUGGUGGCGAGCUGCAGCAUGUCCGGCGCCGGUGCGUUCUCGGCCGCUGACCAGGGCAUGUUCCUCGCGAUGCCACCGGAGAUCCUGGACGACGCGUUCGGCGGCGAGGCGCCCGUCCUCAUGGUUCGCAUCGACAGAGCAGGUGCUGCUGCCAAAUCGACCACGCCGGCACCGAGGAGCUCUAGGCCUGUAGCUCUAGGAGGCUGCUGA